Erigeron canadensis is the source of this 535-nucleotide messenger RNA. Its product is annotated as protein pleiotropic regulatory locus 1-like. The coding region runs from base 65 to 328 and encodes 87 amino acids. The transcript is spliced from 6 exons. The record is from RefSeq and is a predicted model, not a curated record. NCBI's taxonomy places the organism in Eukaryota, Viridiplantae, Streptophyta, Magnoliopsida, Asterales, Asteraceae.
GUGCUAAAAGAAGGAAGGUUUUGGGGGGUUUGUUUCUUUUUCCUAAAAUCCGCAGAGGGACGCCAUGGAAUCAGAGCUUUUGCUACCGGUGGAGCCACAAUCUCUGAAAAAACUAAGUUUUAAAUCAGUAAAACGCGCUCUUGAUCUCUUUUCACCUCUUCACUCUCAAUUACCCCCCUCUGAUCCUCUCAGCAAGAAGAUACGUAUCAGCCAUAAGAUAGAUGUUGAGUAUGGUGGAAUAAAAGCGUCUUCGAAUCAGCCUGCGAAGAACACGUCGCAGAGUCAAGUUGCGCCAUCUAGCUCAACUGCUCUUGCUAGCAGGUCCUGAAAAGAAGAGUGGUACUCAGAGUGAUUUGUCCAUUACUCCUGCUAUACCAAAGAGCAUAGGUGAUGGUAAUAUGAAUGCCAAAAGUACUGCUGUCAUUCCUGCUCACGGGACUUCAGACAGGAAUCUCUCAACUGCAGCCCUUAUGGAGAGAAUCCCUAGCAGGUGGCCGCGUCCUGUAUGGCAUGCUCCAUGGAAGAACUACAGAGU